Dendronephthya gigantea is the source of this 3068-nucleotide messenger RNA. RefSeq names its product monocarboxylate transporter 10-like. Gene Ontology annotation, biological process: transmembrane transport. The record is from RefSeq and is a predicted model, not a curated record. The transcript has 7 exons. Lineage: Eukaryota; Metazoa; Cnidaria; Anthozoa; Malacalcyonacea; Nephtheidae. Gene Ontology annotation, molecular function: monocarboxylic acid transmembrane transporter activity. Bases 758 to 2137 code for a protein of 459 amino acids.
CGACUUCCUGUCGAAGAUUAUCUUUUCAAACGGUGUGAUAGGAGUCAAUGAUCCUUCGCUAUCGGAUGAUUUAUUAGAUGAAGUUUAUAUUUGCUAAUUUUCAUUUCAAUUGUUAGCCUUCCCCUGAGACGUGUGUUAGCUUGCCUAAAACAUUUGCAUAAGAAAGGCUCUUGUAAAGUGCUUCUUUGAAACGCAGGUGAAAGUUCAUUUCGUCUCGCGAGUGCGUUGGAAAUGGUCGUGUUGUUGUAAGCUCGUUCAAAGAACUGUCCAUUUUUAAAGUACUCUGGCUGCAUGUAGAACUAAUAUCGACACGAUUGCAAGUGCUGUGACCUACAUCUCGGAAUUAUAAGUAGUCUACUUCACAUGCCACUUGGCCGAGCUGUCAUUUUAACGACUUGCAAGCGUCAUGCAUAAAUCCUGAGCUCUAUAACUGAUAUGAAUGCAGCAAACAGCGUCGUAGUCCUAACUCAGUAAACAAGUUCGUUUAGGAGAGGAAAUAACAUUCUUUUAAAGUUGGUUUGAUGAAAUAUCCAGAGACGUUUUGUUGGAGGAGUUAUAUGCAUAAACCUUGGGUUAAAGAUUUGAAAAGCUAUAAGGAAAUUUGGAUUGAGCGUAUUCUCUUGAUUGGGGUGGCCUGACGUUCUGCUGACGUUAGUAGCAGAGACAUAUAAAGAACCAUUAUUCCCACGUGUUUCGAGUUGAAAUCACGCGUGAAGUAGAUAGCAGAGACGCAUUUUCUUUACACAACGAAACGACAAUGUCUGAAUCUCAGAACAAGAAGGACAGUUGUCAAUCAUGGAUUUAUUUAUCGUUUGCAUCAUUGAUUACGUUUUUUGUCUUUGGCUUUCUUGAUUCCUACGGCGUUUUGAUGGUAUUUCUCGUGAAACAUUUUAAUGAAAAAACCAGCAUGGCAGCGUGGGUUGGUUCAUCCGCAAUGUUUGGCUGUUUCUUUCUAUACCCAUGGAGCUUACGUAUGCGCUACAGAUACGGGAUUCGUUCAACCGUUAUCGGAGCUGGAAUACUCCUUCUUCCCGUGUUUAUUUGUUCACCGAUGGUCCCAGAUAUGUAUUACUUGUUUUUAACCUUUUCUAUCCCGAUCGCCUUUGCGUGUUCAGUAAUUGGAUGUGCAACGUUCACUACUAUUAAGGAAUGCUUUGAAAGCUAUCAAGGCGUCGCUUUUGGUGUAAGAUCCAGCAUGAACGCUCUUGGCACUGUUGUCUUCUCCUUUGUUUUACCAAUAUUGCUCUCAGAACUUGGUUGGCAAAGGACAUUUUGGAUUUUGACUGGCAUAAGUUUUAUUACAAUCUGUUAUGCUCUUGUGUACCACGGUUCCGGGAAAGCCGAGGAAUAUCCAAGCGAAAGGAUUUUCAGCGUUAGCACAGUCAUCAGUUUGCCCACGAAGGAGUUCUCAAAGGAUGAUCUGAGUAUUUACUGUAGACUAUUAAAGAGUAAAAAGUUGUUGGUGUUUCUCUUGGCUCAUACUGUAUUCGUGAUUGUCGUCUUUAUGCCUCCUGUAUUCAUGGUACAAUUUGCAACGAAUCUCGGUCAUCCAUUAUCAACAUCGAAAUGGCUGAUGAUUGUACGAGGAAUUGUUGCUGUCGUCGUUAGAUCGUUUGCUGGACGUCUUGGGGAUCUGGCAGCAAGACGAAGAAAAGUCAGAUAUCUUAUGUUAUCAGUUAUGGCGUUGUUUAGUAUCGCUACCUUUUUAUGCUCAACGACAAAAUCCUUUACAUUUAUGAUGAUAUACAUGGGAUUUAUCUCCGUUGUGGACAGUGUUUACUGGGUUGUUUUACCUCUCCACGUUACUGAAGUAACAAACGGACUACCUUCGGAACAUGCCUUUGCAUUGUUCAGUUGUAUAGGCUCCUUCGCUACUCUUGGAGGUCCGCCAUUUUUAGGGUGGAUCUAUGACAGCGCAGGAAAUUCAAGUCCUGUAAUGCGAACAGUAGCUGGAAUAUCAGCUUUAGCUUCUUGUAUAGUAGCAUUAAGACUUUAUUUCGGUAAAGAUAAUGCUUUGUCGGUCGCAAUGUCUGAAGAUUUUGUUGAUGAUGAUGUUUUCAUCCAAGAUGAUCUUCCAACUCAAACGACAGUUGUCUAUAUGACGGAACCAAAGUUUCAAUAUGUAACUGUUGUAUAAUAUCAACUGAUAUAAUCAUAUCAUAGUUAGUCUUUAAGACUAAUAGUAUUGGAUGUUCUUCGCUUUAUCCGUGACAUAAGGAACGCUGAAACGUUCGUGUUUUUUAGUAGUUGUUUGCCGUAUUAGACUAGAGAAAAAGUACUUUCGCAAAUUGAGAAGAAAUUGUAUCCUUAUGCGGAUGAAGUGUUGUACAUGCAGUACUCUUAAGUUAAGAAUAUUUUAUUUAUUUUGCUAUUUAUACAAAGUACUAGUUAUAAAUUAUUAAAAUAUGUUGGUGAAGUUAUGUAACUAAUAUAGAGUUCGAACUGUGGUCUAAAAUUAUAGAAUAUACGCCUCUUUUGGACCGCGGGAUAUUUCGGACUAAGAGUCUUAAUAGUCAAUGGUAUUGUUAUUAUAUUUAAUGUAAAAAUAUACAUAUAUAAUGUGUAUGUAGGGUUUAUGUAUUUUAGAAAGUAAUUAUGUAUCUUAUCGACGUAUUUGAAAGAAAAAAGCAUAUAUUAUGGAAAUAACGUCGCAAAAUAAAAGUGAAAUUAUGUAGUUCACAGUGCACAAAACUCGGUUGCAAUCAUAAAAGCGAACUGUUAAUUAGUGCUAGUUAGUUAAAUGCACCAAUAUCCACCAACACUGAAUAACUAGUCAUUCUAACGAGUUAAGAAAAUCAGGAUAUAACCGUAAAAAACAGUUUAUGAUGUAGAAAAUAGAUAGCUAUGCUUAUGAACGAAGAUGCUGAAACAGUUUUUAACGUUUAAUUUUCUCAAAAAUUGUCAACUAUGUUUUUAAAACAAGUAACUAAUUAAUACUUCAUUUUGAAGAUAAAGUAAAUUUUAUAAAUACAAAGUUGAUAUUUUGUACUUAGUUUAGGACUUAGGUAAAACCAAAGGAUUUGUUCUUGUGAACUGAAGUGGGAAGAGGUGUUUUGAAAAUAAAGAAA